This is a messenger RNA of Cervus elaphus (red deer), 3413 nucleotides long. RefSeq names its product adaptor related protein complex 2 subunit beta 1 (gene AP2B1). The coding region runs from base 173 to 3028 and encodes 951 amino acids. The record is from RefSeq and is a predicted model, not a curated record. Gene Ontology annotation, molecular function: clathrin binding. NCBI's taxonomy places the organism in Eukaryota, Metazoa, Chordata, Mammalia, Artiodactyla, Cervidae. Gene Ontology annotation, biological process: vesicle-mediated transport; intracellular protein transport. The transcript is spliced from 22 exons. Gene Ontology annotation, cellular component: clathrin adaptor complex; membrane coat.
GUUUCCUGUCCACCAUCUUUGGCCCUGGCAAAGUGGGUUUUGCGCAGUGGCUUAGACCUGGAGAAGGAGUCGUGACGUGCAGGAAACCAUUACAACAUCGCUCGGGCCGUGCUCUCUGGCCGCUGCUGCCACCCCCGCCCUUGCCUACGGUGCACAUUAAAGAUCCAAAACCAUGACUGACUCCAAGUACUUCACAACCAAUAAAAAGGGAGAAAUCUUUGAAUUAAAGGCUGAACUCAACAAUGAAAAGAAAGAAAAGAGGAAGGAGGCUGUGAAGAAAGUGAUUGCUGCUAUGACUGUGGGGAAGGAUGUUAGCUCUCUCUUUCCAGAUGUAGUGAACUGUAUGCAGACGGACAAUCUGGAACUGAAGAAGCUUGUGUAUCUCUACUUGAUGAACUAUGCCAAGAGUCAGCCAGACAUGGCCAUCAUGGCUGUCAACAGCUUUGUGAAGGACUGUGAAGAUCCCAAUCCUCUGAUUCGAGCUUUGGCAGUCAGAACCAUGGGGUGCAUCCGGGUGGACAAGAUUACAGAGUAUCUCUGUGAGCCCCUCCGCAAGUGCUUAAAGGAUGAAGAUCCCUAUGUCCGGAAGACAGCAGCAGUCUGUGUGGCAAAACUCCAUGACAUCAAUGCCCAGAUGGUGGAAGAUCAGGGAUUUCUGGAUUCUCUGCGGGAUCUCAUAGCAGAUUCAAAUCCAAUGGUGGUGGCUAAUGCUGUAGCAGCACUAUCUGAAAUCAGUGAGUCUCACCCCAACAGCAACUUACUCGAUCUGAAUCCACAGAACAUUAAUAAACUACUGACAGCCCUGAAUGAGUGCACCGAAUGGGGCCAGAUUUUCAUCCUGGACUGCUUAUCUAAUUACAACCCUAAAGAUGACCGGGAGGCUCAGAGCAUCUGUGAGCGGGUAACUCCCCGGUUAUCUCAUGCCAACUCAGCAGUGGUGCUUUCAGCAGUAAAAGUCCUAAUGAAAUUUUUAGAGUUGCUACCCAAGGACUCUGACUACUACAAUAUGCUGCUGAAGAAGUUGGCCCCGCCACUUGUCACUCUGCUGUCUGGGGAGCCAGAGGUGCAAUACGUCGCCCUGAGGAACAUCAACCUAAUUGUCCAGAAAAGGCCUGAAAUCUUGAAGCAGGAAAUCAAAGUUUUCUUUGUGAAGUACAAUGAUCCCAUCUAUGUGAAACUAGAGAAAUUGGACAUCAUGAUUCGUUUGGCAUCUCAAGCCAACAUUGCUCAGGUUCUGGCUGAACUGAAAGAGUAUGCCACAGAGGUGGAUGUUGACUUCGUGCGCAAAGCCGUGCGAGCCAUUGGGCGGUGUGCCAUCAAGGUGGAGCAAUCUGCAGAGCGCUGUGUGAGCACGUUGCUUGAUCUCAUCCAAACCAAAGUAAAUUAUGUGGUCCAAGAGGCGAUUGUUGUCAUCAGGGACAUCUUCCGCAAAUACCCCAACAAAUACGAAAGUAUCAUUGCCACACUGUGUGAGAACUUAGAUUCACUGGAUGAACCAGACGCUCGAGCAGCUAUGAUUUGGAUUGUGGGAGAAUAUGCUGAAAGAAUUGACAAUGCUGAUGAGUUACUAGAGAGCUUUCUGGAGGGUUUCCAUGAUGAAAGCACCCAAGUGCAGCUCACUCUGCUCACUGCCAUAGUGAAGCUGUUUCUCAAGAAACCAUCAGAAACACAGGAGCUGGUACAGCAGGUCUUGAGUUUGGCAACACAGGAUUCUGAUAAUCCUGACCUUCGAGACCGGGGUUAUAUUUAUUGGCGCCUUCUCUCAACUGAUCCUGUCACAGCUAAAGAAGUAGUCUUGUCUGAAAAGCCACUGAUUUCUGAGGAGACAGAUCUUAUUGAGCCAACUCUACUGGAUGAGCUAAUCUGCCACAUUGGUUCUUUAGCCUCAGUGUACCAUAAGCCGCCCAAUGCUUUUGUGGAAGGAAGUCAUGGAAUCCAUCGCAAACACUUGCCAAUACAUCAUGGGAGCACGGAUGCGGGUGACAGCCCUGUUGGCACCACCACUGCCACCAACCUGGAGCAGCCUCAGGUUAUUCCCUCCCAAGGUGACCUUCUGGGGGAUCUUUUAAACCUUGACCUUGGUCCCCCAGUCAAUGUGCCACAGGUGUCUUCCAUGCAGAUGGGAGCAGUGGAUCUCUUGGGAGGAGGACUAGAUAGUCUGCUUGGCAGUGACCUUGGCGGGGGCAUUGGAGGAAGUCCGGCAGUGGGACAGUCCUUCAUCCCGUCAUCAGUGCCUGCAACCUUUGCUCCCUCCCCUACUCCUGCUGUGGUCAGCAGUGGUCUGAAUGACCUGUUUGAACUCUCCACGGGGAUAGGCAUGGCACCUGGUGGAUAUGUGGCUCCUAAGGCUGUCUGGCUGCCUGCAGUAAAGGCUAAAGGCCUGGAGAUUUCAGGAACAUUUACUCACCGCCAAGGGCACAUCUAUAUGGAAAUGAACUUCACCAACAAAGCUCUGCAGCACAUGACGGACUUUGCAAUUCAGUUUAACAAGAAUAGCUUUGGUGUCAUUCCCAGCACUCCUCUGGCCAUCCAUACACCGCUAAUGCCAAACCAGAGCAUCGAUGUCUCCCUGCCCCUCAACACCUUGGGCCCCGUCAUGAAGAUGGAGCCUCUGAACAACCUGCAGGUGGCUGUGAAAAACAAUAUUGAUGUCUUCUACUUCAGCUGCCUCAUCCCACUCAACGUGCUUUUUGUAGAAGAUGGCAAAAUGGAGCGCCAGGUCUUCCUUGCAACAUGGAAGGAUAUUCCCAAUGAAAAUGAACUUCAGUUUCAGAUUAAGGAAUGUCAUUUAAAUGCUGACACUGUUUCCAGCAAGUUGCAAAACAACAAUGUUUAUACUAUUGCCAAGAGGAAUGUGGAAGGGCAGGACAUGCUGUACCAAUCCCUGAAGCUCACUAACGGCAUUUGGAUUUUGGCCGAGCUACGUAUCCAACCAGGAAACCCCAAUUACACGCUGUCGCUGAAGUGUAGAGCUCCCGAGGUCUCCCAGUACAUCUAUCAGGUCUAUGACAGCAUCUUGAAAAACUAAUAGACUGGCCCAGUGCCCUCCAGCCACCCUGUGACCGGUGCAGGCCAAGAGCUCUUUAACUGGAAGAAACUGUUAUCGCCAUGUAGAAUCUGAACCUGAACACACCGAGGCUGUCCGCCAAGGUAGUGACUAGUCUAACCUGUGCUAAUGUUAGGACGCCGCCUGUUGGAUAGUGUUAGCUUCCUGUGACCGUCUGUAACCACUGCUUCGUCAGUCCCCACCUCGCGCCACCCGCUGCUGUCCGUCCUUACUGUGGGCUUCUCCGUGCUGUCCUUACAGUGGCUGCAGUUUUGAGUGUAGUUUGAUAUUUUGUAAUCGAGAGCUCGUUUCAAAAGCAGAAAAAGACAACAAAAAAAUAUUAAAGCAAGGAAUAGUGUCACUGAAA